Molecule: messenger RNA, 203 nt
Organism: Paramuricea clavata
Lineage: Eukaryota; Metazoa; Cnidaria; Anthozoa; Malacalcyonacea; Plexauridae
Source: the annotation of a GenBank genome assembly
AUGGCCGUCGCCUCGCUGGACACGAAGACAACAGGAAAGCUUGGUCGACGUACAGUUAUUUAUUAUCUCGGUACAACGUUCAUUGCCGUUAUUAUUGGUGUUAUUCUGGUUGUUAGCAUUCGGCCUGGAGAGACGGCUGUGCAACAUGAAAAGCAACCAUCAAGGCAUGUGAGCGCAUUGGAUUCCAUACUAGAUCUUAUAAG